Strongylocentrotus purpuratus (purple sea urchin) is the source of this 1860-nucleotide messenger RNA. RefSeq names its product extracellular serine proteinase-like. NCBI's taxonomy places the organism in Eukaryota, Metazoa, Echinodermata, Echinoidea, Camarodonta, Strongylocentrotidae. Gene Ontology annotation, molecular function: serine-type endopeptidase activity. The record is from RefSeq and is a predicted model, not a curated record. The transcript has 5 exons. Gene Ontology annotation, biological process: proteolysis. Bases 401 to 850 code for a protein of 149 amino acids.
AUAGUCUAUAUAUAGGUUUUAUUCAUUUCUUUUUAAUGGGGACGGGAGCGAUGCGAUUUCUAAAUGUUUUUCUCAGACAGUAUUCAUUGUUUUCUAAAGGUGACGGAAGCGGUGUGAAUGCGUACAUCUUAGACACGGGCAUCUAUCCAUCUAACAGCUAUUUCAACGCAAGAGCUACUGUGGGGUACGACGCUGUCGGCGAUGGACAGGAAGGUAUUGAUUGUAACGGCCAUGGUACUCACUGUGCUGGGACGGUAGGCUCGGAUGUCUUUGGAUCGCUAGAGGUGCAUCAUUGGUCGGAAUUCGGGUCCUCAACUGUUUCGGCAAGGGCUCUUUAUCACAGAUCUUAGAUGGUCUUGAUUGGGUGCAAAACAACGCGCAGAAACCAGCAGUGGCGUCCAUGUCUCUUGGAGGCGGGGUAUCCACACUCCUGGAUGCAGGUGUGACGUCACUUAUUAACAGUGGAAUCUUGGUGGCGGUUGCAGCGGGAAACGACGACCAUGAAGCCUGCUUGAAUUCUCCGGCUCAAAACCCACUUGCUGUGACUGUUGGUGCCACGGACAAGCAAGAUAAACGAUAUAAUCUCUCCAACUACGGCACUUGCCUUGAUAUCUAUGCUCCAGGAGUAGACAUCACCAGUACUUGGUACGGUGGACCUACCGCUACCAACACUAUCAGCGGUACCUCUAUGGCGUGUCCUCAUGUAGCAGGAGCGGCCAUCAUAGCACUUGGAAACGACAACAGCCUCGCUCCAGAUGCUCUCAAACAGAAGAUCUUGAACGACGCAACACCGUAUGUAGUUCGUGACGCCAAGUUAGGGUCACCAAACUUGCUGCUUUACAUACCCUGAAUUGAUCUGCGCAUGCGCUAUGCGCUAGCUACACCUAUUAGGAUAGCAGUGAUGAAGAAAUUGUUACGUAGCGCAUGAUGAAACAAAUCGCUGAAUGUUUAGCAGAGUUAAUGAGUGUUUAAUGCAAUUACGCCUACUUAUAGUGCAUUCAUAGUAUAUGAUAUCAUUUUUUUAGAUCCUAAUAUUUUUUCCUUCUAUUUACUCUGUUUCGAGGGACUUUAUUUGUUCAUAUCAUAAAAUAACAGCUAUUAGCAACAAUGUUUAUAUACAUAAUUCAUGCAAAUUGUAACAUAUCAUAUAUAGUACAAAACAUAAAACUAAUGUGACACAAUCACUAACUAAAAUAUUGAAAAUAUUAGUGUUAUUUCGUUUGCAUCGAAUUUCUCAUAUCGAGAUGGGUGCGAAUUUCUACCUUUAAAUCUUUCAUCAAAUAUACAGCAUGUAUCCUGUGCUUUUCACUUCCAAAACAUUCUCUAAUAUAGUUUCUAUAGAUAAUAAACUGAGCGAAGUUUAAAAUCAGAUUGACAAGAUUUAUUUCUCUUCUCUCUAAUUCAUGACGUAUUAAAAUAAUUUUUCCGUUCAAAACGAUUCUUAAAAUAAAAAUCGAUUAAGUAUCGAUUAAUUUGGAUAUAAUCUUCCAAAAAAAGCGAAACCUUCUUACAAGCCAGGAGAAGGUGGUUUGUUGUAUCUGGGAUCUUACAGAUAUCACACAUAGCUUAUUAUUUUUGAUAUUUCAUUUACAUAAAUUGUCUUUACUAGGUAAUAUUCUAUGAAUACAUUUAAAAUUAAACUGCUUAAUUCUGUUGUCAUUUAUAAAGUAAAAUGUAUAAUGAAUCACCGUCUUCAUGUUAAACUCAUUAGGUAAAUCAAAAUAAGCGUUCCAAAAAUAUGUGCAGAUAUGACACCUCAAUCACGAAAAAUGAGCUAGGAAUACCAAAGUUCUGUAUGAUUGAAGUAGUGCUUGCAUUUCCAUAAUUUCAUCAAACGAGCUCGUUUUCACUGGCUGCCUG